Molecule: messenger RNA, 1002 nt
Organism: Pseudophryne corroboree (corroboree frog)
Lineage: Eukaryota; Metazoa; Chordata; Amphibia; Anura; Myobatrachidae
Product: paraneoplastic antigen Ma1 homolog
Exons: 1
Coding region: 1-1002 (333 amino acids)
Source: RefSeq, a predicted model, not a curated record
AUGGAAAAGUUUACUGGGGAAGAUAUUAGUGCUUGGUGUCAACGGAAGAAAAAAAAUCCCAAGAAAUGUUUAAGUGUGGGAGGGAAUUUUUUGGAAUUCUCUGAUGAGGAGAUAGUGGAAAGGUUAGCCAGGUUAUAUGGAAUAAUUAGGCCAAGGAUUGUAGAUAAAUGGAUGGGAGGAUUGGGAAGAGUAGUGGCAGUACUGAUAGAAACAGAUAAUGAAUUGGAGACUGAUGUAAUACCAUUGAUAGUGGUAGCCAAUGAAGAGAUGGGUAGGAGGUGGAAUGUGAUGUGGCCUAACAUAUGGGGGGAUGAAGAAGCAGCAACUAGUGUACAUAUAUCAGUGCCCCCUCUAGACAACCCUAAUAGAGGUGAGAGGAAUAGUGGUGGUGAAGGGGGUGACGUUCAGGAUACUGGUGCAAAUGCCACCGGUGGACAGUUUGAGGUCAUAAUGGAUAGAGUGGUCACUCAGUUAGAGAGGUGGCAUUAUGAAGGGAGUUAUAGGCGGUUACGGAUCUUUUCCGGGAUUCUACCUGUACCAUCAGGAGAGGAGACAUAUGAGGCCUGGAAAGAAGCGGCGGUACAGCAAGUAGAAGAAUGGCAGUGCCCAGAUAAGAUAAAGAGACAGAGGGUAGUAGAAAGCUUGAGAGGGCCGGCUAUGGGAAUUAUACAAGCUGCUAGACGUAGUAAUCCUAAUGCUACUUUAGAAACAUUCUUUGAGGCAUUAGAUUAUGCAUAUGGCACCCUUGAGGACGUGGGAGAUCUCACCUCUAGGUUACACCACACGUUCCAGGAACUGACGGAAAAGCUAAGUGCAUUCUUGAUUAGGUUAGACAAGCUACUAUAUAAGAUAGUGGAUAAAGGAGGUAUAGUAAGGGAGGAUGUGGACAGAAGCCGGAUGAAACAGUUACUGCGGGGUGCCUUGACCACCGACCCAGUAGCUCAGAAAUUAAGAUGUUCAGGAAUUUUAAAGAACCUUUUUCUACCUUUAACGAGCUGUUAA